AUGAAACCACUUUAUUCACUUCACCCUCUGACCGCCACUGACCUCUUGACCGGAAAUCAGUGGCAGGAGACAGUGUGGUUAAACGGGACUCCGAGAAUAGCAGGCUCGAGGCAGGCUGGAAGGUCAGUGACAGAAUGGUCUUGUAGGUGUGAGAUGACACGUCGUAUAUCAAAGGCUCACCUAAAUGGCAACACCCUAUUUACUAGCCUAUCCCUUGAUGGUCUUACGGUAAACGCUCACAGUCGCCUAGAUGGAGCUCUAAGUGGUUUUAUUCAAGGUCUAAAACAUUUCUUCAUCUCUUCCAGACCCUUGCUGGUGACGCUGGUUUUCUACGCGCUGGGGAUGGCAACACUGCUGCCCUGGAACUUCUUCAUAACAGCAGAAACAUACUGGCAAUACACAGCUCCGCAACGUGAGCGCGGGCGCGAGGGGUGGGGCUGGAGCAACGCCACCCUCACGCCCCUGCAGCUCUCCUUCACGCCACGCUCGUCAUCGUGUCCAACGUGUUCCUGCACGGUGUUCCUCCUCUUCACCAGCGCCAUCGUCAGGAGGGUCAGGGAGAUGGUCCGGCAGCUGGGUUCCCUCGUCCUGUCGUUGGCAACAAUGGUUAUUAUUACUUUAUUCACAUUCAUCGAUACGGAUUCAUGGCAGUUCGCCUUCUUCGUGAUCACCAUGAUUCUUAUCGCCAUUCUGAACGUGUGCGUGGCCGUCCUGCAGGGCUCCUCGUACGGGCUCGCCGGCCUGUUCCCCGCGUCCUGCAUGUCGGGGAUGCUGUCGGGUCAAGCCAUCUCGGGCAUCUUCUCGUCUCUCGCUCGGAUCAUCUCCCUGCUGGUCGGGGAGGAACCCGUCGUCAGCGGCCUCGUCUUCUUCGUCAUCGCGGAUGUCUUCCCGUCGUCAGCAUCGUGGGUUAUGUUUUACAUGAACGAGAUGCACCAACACAGCUCAACUACUACACCUGGUGAAGGCAGAGCGCGAGGGAAAAAGGAGCAGGCUGAGUACAAGAGUGACACGCAGACCUACAUUUCUGUGCUGAAGAAGCCAAAAAAUCGAGUGAAUUUGGAUGCCGACUGCGCCUUCCUGUCCAGGCCGGGGUCUGGACAUGCCCUGAGAAGUAAAUCCAGCGAAGCGAGCAGCGAUGAAACAGCUAUGCUCGAUCAUGGCGGAUCUGAAAUCACCAUUCCUUCCGAAAGACAAGAGGAACCGCAGAAGAAACAGAAAUUAAUGAUAGCUUCCGGCGAAGAUUUGAAAGAGGACGGUGCUAUGGCCGCGCAGGACAGUGAGGAUGAGGAAUGCACGUUAAUCUGGCUGAUGGCACACCUCGGCGGCACCCUGUUCGAUCACCUCAUGAUCUACCCGGCCGUGGUGGUGUACGUGACGUCCGUGUAUCCGGAAUCGCGGUGGACGGAGGAGUUCUUUCAACCGACGGUCACCUUCCUGCUCUUCAACGUCGGCGACACCCUCGGGAGGGAGAUCACGCGCUGGUGGAGAUGGCCUGGCGCGCGCGGUUGGCAACUCCACGUGUUCGGUGCGGCGAGGUUGGUAUUCCUGCCGCUGCUCAUGCUCUGCCAUGGAGAAAAUAAAACUUUCCCAACACUGCUCGACCAUGAUGCCUAUUACAUCGUCCUCAUGUUCUUCUUCGCCUUCACCAAUGGUUAUGUGGGAACGCUUACCAUGAUAUAUUAUCCAAGCCUGGUGGAGCCCAACGAGCUGGAAGUGGGCGGAGCUAUCAUGGCUGCAAUGAUGGGAAUCGGGAUGGUGGUCGGUUCCCUUCUCUCGCCUGCGUUUGUCGCGCUCUGGGGUCCUGUGUGAAGUCUGUGAUUAGUAUGCUUUUGUAAACUAUGUGAUAUAUUUAUGCUAACUUCUGACAUGGACCAAGAUACUUAAUGACUUUUUUUUAAAGAUAUACUUUUUUCUUCCCUUUUUUUAGAUCAGAUUUUUCAUUUUCUUGGAUGUACCUGAAGUUUUUGUGUGCCUGUGUGCUGGUAUAAUUUUGUGAGUACUUUGGUGUCCUUGUUUUCUAAAUGUGAUGUGAAGAGUGGUGCAAGAAAGGUUCAUAUGGAAUAAAUAACAAGCAUAAUAAUAAUAAUAUAACAAUUUCUUAAUAAUAUAUCUAAUGGCAAACAUUUCACUAUUAUCUGUCUAUAUUAUUCACAGUGUGGAUAUUUAUUUAUUAUCCAUUCAGUUGCCUUUAUACUUACUAAUGUCCAGUCUCCUUUUUGAUUCCUCUUUUAAAUUUAAAAACUGGAUGAAUGUGAAUAAUGGCAGUUUAUUUACCUCUAAGGAUUCAUCAUUAAUUAGUCCACUAUCACUUGUUCUUCAAAUUAUUUUUAUCUCAAUGUAUUUUAUGUAAAUAAUCUUUUUGGAAUCAUUAAAUAAUGAAUUUCCUUAAUCUUACUCUAUAUUUAAUACUUUUCCCUAGUGUACACUUAAGGAUGGAAUGAAAUGUACUGAAACAAAAACUUCAUAUUCAGUAUUUAUUGUAUUUUUACAUAAAAAUACACAAAUAUAGAGAUUUCUAAUAGUUCAUAUUCUGUACAUGAAAAGGUAUUUUACUUACACUAAUAUUUUGGGUUCACAUACAACUGGUCAUUCAUUCUUCAUGUCAAUUACGAUCUCAGUUUAACAAAAUGUACAAAGGGUAAGAAUGUAAGACGCAUGACCUGCAUUCUCAUUAACAAAACCUAUCUUGGUCAUGAACAAUGUAAUGGUAACAGGACCAAAAAAAAACACUGCAAUA
Molecule: messenger RNA, 2737 nt
Organism: Penaeus vannamei (Pacific white shrimp)
Lineage: Eukaryota; Metazoa; Arthropoda; Malacostraca; Decapoda; Penaeidae
Source: RefSeq, a predicted model, not a curated record